AUGCGUCUUGUACAAUACGGAGAUGAUACUCCUGCUCGCUGGAUGACAGAAUCCGAUAAGGAAGCGUUGCUCCGAGCAGGUGUCCGUUAUAUGGACAUCACUGACUACCCUGAAGCCCUAGUUAGCUCCCUUGAUAACUGGCAACCAUACAUUCCUGAAAUCACCAGGUACUCGGACGAAGCUGCUCCGUAUAUUGGCAAUCUGACUGUUGCACCUAUGAAGGAGUUCUUGCAAAAGUUCACUAGCUUUAAUACUCGUUACUAUAAGUCAAAGACUGGUGCAGAGUCGUGCCGUUGGUUGCUCAGUCAACUGAAGGAAGUUUCAGCCGGCGCUAGUCAUGUGACUGUGAAGGAGUUUAAGCACAAGUGGGAUCAAUUCUCUAUCAUUGCUCGUUUUGAAGGCAGCAAUGAAGACCUUAAGGAUGAAUUAGUCAUUGUUGGUGCUCAUCAAGACUCAGUCAACAUGUGGCUCCCAUCCUUUGGCCGUUCCCCCGGUGCUGAUGACGAUGGCAGUGGUAGCACUUCUAUCUUUGAGGCUUUCCGCAGCUUGUCCCAGAAUGGUUUCAAGCCCGAGAGACCAGUCGAGUUCCAUUGGUACAGUGCUGAAGAAGCUGGCCUUUUGGGAAGUCAGGAUGUAUCGCGCGCUUAUGAAAAAGAUGGCAAGCGCGUAGUUGGUAUGCUCCAGACUGAUAUGACUGGCUACAUUGGUGCCAACGGAGAAGUUAUUGGCAUUGUCACUGACCAUGUGGACGAGAAGCUCACUGACUUCCUCAAGGCUACUGUGGACGAGUAUGCUGAUAUUCCUUACGUUCUUACCGAAUGCGGAUAUGCUUGCAGUGAUCAUGCUUCCUGGCGCAAGAUUGGUUUCCCUUCUGCUUUCCAAAUUGAAACCGCAUUUGAUGACUCUAACCACUAUAUCCACACCACUGGUGAUACCAUCGACAAGCUUUCCUUUGACCACAUGAAGGAGUUCUCAAAGGUCGCUGUUGGAUUUGCUGUUGAGUUAUCUCAUUCCCGUUCUGACUAA
Phycomyces blakesleeanus NRRL 1555(-) is the source of this 1026-nucleotide messenger RNA. RefSeq lists its product as hypothetical. Gene Ontology annotation, molecular function: metalloexopeptidase activity. The record is from RefSeq and is a predicted model, not a curated record. Gene Ontology annotation, biological process: proteolysis. The transcript is spliced from 7 exons. NCBI's taxonomy places the organism in Eukaryota, Fungi, Mucoromycota, Mucoromycetes, Mucorales, Phycomycetaceae. The coding region runs from base 1 to 1026 and encodes 341 amino acids.